Molecule: messenger RNA, 1744 nt
Organism: Hylaeus volcanicus
Lineage: Eukaryota; Metazoa; Arthropoda; Insecta; Hymenoptera; Colletidae
Gene: Aldh7A1
Product: putative aldehyde dehydrogenase family 7 member A1 homolog
Exons: 8
Coding region: 155-1744 (529 amino acids)
Molecular function (GO): aldehyde dehydrogenase (NAD+) activity
Source: RefSeq, a predicted model, not a curated record
UUAAGAAAUCGAUUCUAAUGUGUCUUAAGAUAUUUCUUGUUUUAUUUUUAUCAUAUCCCUCCUUUGGUUCCUGAUAAGAGAAGCUGCUCUGAUAAUACUCGAUGUUAUUACAUUGCAUUAUAACAUCUCACGAGUUGGUAGCAGACAACUUGCAAUGUUUCGUUUAAUCUCUCGAAGUACUAGUCGCGUUUCUGAGUUACAGAUGGUAAGGUACUUGGUGACUGACCCGAAGUACGGGUUCUUAAAUGAAUUAGGUCUUACAACAGAGAAUCCCGGUCUUUACGAUGGGCGAUGGGGAGGAUCUGGCAAGGUUAUAGAAUCGAUUUCCCCGUCAACUGGCCAAGUAAUAGCAAAAGUUCGAACGUCAACUGCACAGGAAGCAAGUAAUGCUAUUACAGAAGCAAGAAAAGCAUGGCCACAGUGGGUAUCACUGCCACCACCUGGAAGGGGAGAAAUAAUACGGCAAAUUGGAGAAGAUCUUCGACAUAAUUUAAAACCCUUAGGACAGUUGGUGUCCCUAGAAAUGGGGAAAAUAUUGCCAGAAGGUAUCGGCGAGGUUCAAGAGUUUAUUGACAUAUGCGAUUAUGCCGUUGGGUUAUCUAGAACAUUAUCAGGCAAAGUCUUGCCGUCAGAAAGAAAACAUCAUACGCUUUUGGAAAAAUGGCAACCCGUCGGAGUUGUGGGAGUUAUUUCGGCGUUUAAUUUUCCCGUUGCGGUGUAUGGCUGGAACACUGCUAUAGCAUUGGUUUGUGGAAAUACAGUAGUUUGGAAAGGAGCACCCACUACUCCUUUAGUAUCUAUUGCGACUACUAAAAUUAUCGCGGGUGUAUUAGAACGAAACGGCAUACCAGGGUCUAUCGCGUCUUUGGUAACGGGUGGGUCAGAUGUUGGCGAAACUAUCGUAAAUGACAAACGUGUACCCGUGGUUUCAUUUACCGGAAGUACUAACGUCGGAAGAAAAGUGGGUAUGAAGGUUAUCGAACGUUUCGGAAAACCUAUAUUAGAAUUAGGAGGCAACAACGCGUUAAUAGUUGACGAAGAUGCAAAUAUGGAAAUGGCAGUCAGAGCAGCAGUGUUUUCUUGCGUGGGAACAGCAGGACAAAGGUGUACUAGUACUAGAAGAUUGAUUCUUCAUCGUAAAAUAAAAGACGAAUUUUUAGGAAAAAUAAAAAAAGCGUACGAGAGUAUUCUGGAGCGGAUAGGAGAUCCUUUAGAGAACAACACGUUGUAUGGACCAUUGCACAACCAAGACGCGGUAGAUGAAUAUAAGAAAACUGUAAAUAAUGCUCUGAAGAACGGCGGUAAAAUUGAAUUUGGCGGGAAGCAAAUAGACAGACCAGGUUUUUAUGUCGAACCAACAAUUAUUUCCGGUUUAUCGCCGGAUGCAGAGGUAGUUCAAAAAGAAACUUUCGCACCGAUUGUAUACGUUUUCGAAGUGAAUUCUGUAGACGACGCAAUUGCUCUUAAUAAUGGCGUAGAACAAGGACUAAGUAGUUCUCUGUUUACUAGACGUAUGGAACAUAUAUUUCAAUGGACGGGUCCCCAUGGUUCUGAUUGUGGAAUAGUAAACGUUAAUAUUGGAACUAGCGGUGCAGAAAUAGGGGGUGCAUUUGGGGGAGAGAAAGCUACGGGUGGUGGUCGCGAGAGUGGAAGCGACGCAUGGAAACAAUAUAUGCGACGUCUAACUGUCACUAUUAAUUAUGGAAACGAAUUGCCAUUGGCUCAAGGCAUCAAGUUUGAAUAG